AUGCCGGGUCUUGCUGCCAUGACAAGCGCAAGUCGGCGAGGCGACCACUUGUUGGCCCCAUGCCACAGUCACAGUUUUCCACUUCCACCCCAUCCUCCCUCGGUCUCUCGGGUGCUGCCGACUCACAAAAUCCCUUCAUACAAGUUUUCCGUAGCAAUGAAUGCUCAAAACAAACAAGAUUUGGUAGUUACCCAGUUGGAUAAGCGUUUUAACCACUUCCGCAAUGCUUCGGGCAAUCUCGACGGAGCUCGGCUCUUCGUCGUUGUAUCUGCGGGUCGACAAAUUGAGCACUGA
Messenger RNA from Protopolystoma xenopodis, 294 nucleotides. The record is from the annotation of a GenBank genome assembly. Lineage: Eukaryota; Metazoa; Platyhelminthes; Monogenea; Polystomatidea; Polystomatidae.